This is a messenger RNA of Pelmatolapia mariae (spotted tilapia), 850 nucleotides long. RefSeq names its product granzyme B-like. Gene Ontology annotation, molecular function: serine-type endopeptidase activity. Gene Ontology annotation, biological process: proteolysis. The record is from RefSeq and is a predicted model, not a curated record. NCBI's taxonomy places the organism in Eukaryota, Metazoa, Chordata, Actinopteri, Cichliformes, Cichlidae. The transcript is spliced from 5 exons. The coding region runs from base 1 to 786 and encodes 261 amino acids.
AUGCACGCUCUACAGAAGUGUCUUCUAUUCACAGCUGUGACAUGCCUCAUACAAAAUGCACUGGGAAGUGAAAUCAUAAAUGGCAAAAAGGCUGAGGAAAAGUCCAUGCAGUAUAUGGCAUCAGUACAAAACAACAAAGAACACAAGUGUGGAGGAUUCCUUGUCAGUAAAAACUUUGUAAUGACUGCUGCGCACUGUCCUGUUGAGAAUCCUAAAUCCUUAAGUGUUGUUUUGGGCGCCCAUGAUCUCAGGAAGGCAAAUAAGAAAAUGAGAUAUGGAGUAAAAAUGAUCUGCAAACACCCUGCCUUCAAGGAAGUUGCAAAUGGGAAUGACAUCAUGCUUCUCAAACUGUCUAAGAAAGUUUCCCUGGGUAACAAAAAACCAAUUAAGCUAAUUCAACUUCCAAUUCAAAAACUAAACCUGAAGGAAAACGAGAUCUGCAGUGUAGCUGGAUGGGGGCCCACAGAACCUGGUAAACACCAAUCUGGUUCUGUUAAUGAGCUGCAAGUGCUAAAUGUUCCCAUCAUUAACAAGGACAAGUGUCAGAAGCUGUGGGGAAGAACUUUAAAAAAUGUUAUUUGCGCCGGUGGAUACAAAGCAAACAGUGGAAUCUGUCAGGGUGAUUCUGGUGGGCCUCUCGUAUGUAACAAGUUGGCUGUUGGCAUUGUUUCCUUUAACAGCAACAAUGGCUGUAAAUAUCCAGAUGUCCCCAACGUCUAUACAGACAUAUCACAAUUUCUUCCUUGGAUCACAGAUAUUCUCAAGAAAAAAAAAUGCAAAGGAUAAAAAAUAUUUUCAAUGUUAUUGUGGGUGUAUUGUAAGACUGUUGGGCAAGUGAUAUGUGAGCUAU